Messenger RNA from Tupaia belangeri chinensis (Chinese tree shrew), 1248 nucleotides. It is a transcript of the gene GPS2, whose product is annotated as G protein pathway suppressor 2. Gene Ontology annotation, biological process: regulation of transcription by RNA polymerase II. NCBI's taxonomy places the organism in Eukaryota, Metazoa, Chordata, Mammalia, Scandentia, Tupaiidae. The transcript is spliced from 12 exons. Gene Ontology annotation, cellular component: transcription regulator complex. Bases 148 to 1230 code for a protein of 360 amino acids. Gene Ontology annotation, molecular function: transcription coregulator activity. The record is from RefSeq and is a predicted model, not a curated record.
AGGACUUGUCCUGGCCGCCGGACGUGACGCGAAGUCCCAGGCGCGGCGGAGGCCGCGGAGAAAACGCAGAGAAGGCGGGCCCCGUGCGAGGUCUGGCAGUCAGUGACAGAGCCGGGCGCCCGCAGCCCGAGCGUCCCCGGCAGCACCAUGCCGGCGCUCCUGGAGCGCCCCAAGCUUUCCAACGCCAUGGCCAGGGCGCUGCACCGGCACAUCAUGAUGGAGCGGGAGCGCAAGCGGCAGGAGGAAGAAGAGGUAGAUAAGAUGAUGGAACAGAAAAUGAAGGAAGAGCAGGAGAGAAGGAAGAAAAAGGAAAUGGAAGAGAGAAUGUCACUGGAAGAGACCAAGGAACAAAUUCUGAAGUUGCAGGAGAAACUUUUGGCCCUACAAGAGGAGAAGCACCAGCUUUUCUUACAGCUGAAGAAAGUUUUACAUGAGGAAGAAAAACGGAGGCGAAAGGAGCAGAGUGACCUGACCACUCUCACAUCAGCUGCAUAUCAACAGGGCCUGACGGUUCACACAGGAACUCACCUCCUCAGCAUGCAGGGGAGCCCUGGAGGGCACAGUCGCCCAGGCACCCUCAUGGCAGCUGACAGAGCCAAACAGAUGUUUGGACCCCAAGUGCUUACGACCCGGCACUAUGUGGGUNCAGCAGCUGCUUUCGCAGGGACCCCAGAACACGGACAAUUCCAAGGCAGCCCAGGUGGUGCUUACGGGACUGCUCAGCCUCCACCUCACUAUGGGCCCACCCAGCCGGCCUACAGUCCUAGUCAGCAGCUCAGAGCACCUUCAGCGUUUCCUGCAGUGCAGUACCUAUCUCAGCCUCAGCCACAGCCCUAUGCCGUGCACAGCCACUUUCAGCCCACCCAGACAGGGUUCCUCCAGCCUGGUGGUGCCUUAUCCUUGCAAAAGCAGAUGGAACAUGCCAACCAGCAGACUGGAUUCUCCGACUCAGCCCUGACUCUGCUCUUUGCAGUCCUCCCUGCGUCCUAUGCACCCUCAGGCUCUGCAUCCAGCCCCUGGACUUCUUACAUCCCCCCAGCUCCCAGUGCAGAUGCAACCAGCAGGAAAGUCAGGCUUUGCAGCCACCAGCCAACCCGGCCCUCGGCUCCCUUUCAUCCAACACAGCCAGAACCCACGAUUCUACCACAAGUGACCAUCAGAUCAUAUGGACUUCACCCCUUACCCCACCAUGGGGAAGGGUUGCUCCCCUCGUGUGUCCCAGGCCAAUAAAAUCUACCUGCCACUGCC